GAUCGAGAGCAUUUAAUGUGUAUGGUAAAACUUUGUAUUUUUUCCUUUUGAAGAAAUAAAUACUAGUAUUGCUUUCGGUGUAAUGGAAAUGAUCUAAUUCGGAUAUUCACGAAAGGAUAGGGAAGUACAUAAAAUUAAUCCAGAUCAUUUGGUUUCAAUAAUGGGCGAUGCCACUUUGUGUAUGGUGGCGUUUGAUUUUGGAACAACUUAUUCUGGGUAUGCCUACUCAUUUUGUUCAGAGCCAUUGAAAGUACACACAAACCGUUGGCAAGCAGGCGAUAAGACCAUUUCGUAUAAAACCCCUACAUGCGUGCUUCUCAAUAAAGAAGAAGAAUUCCACUCCUUCGGAUAUGACGCUGAAAAUCAUUUUGCUUCUCUUGCCGAAGAUGACAGCCACCAAGGCUGGCUUUUAUUUCGCCACUUUAAAAUGAGUUUACACACUAACAGGAAUUUAUCAGCAGCAACAACUGUACCAGACAUAAAUGGAAAACAAAUGCCGGCCAUGGACAUAUUUUCAAUGUCUGAAAUAUUUAAAAGAACAUCACAUGAAUGUUGUACAGAAACAGAAUCCAGACAUUAUAGAUAAACAUAUAAAGUACGUUAUAACUGUACCAGCAAUAUGGACAGACAGCGCCAAACAUUUCAUGCGGAAAGCUGCAGAGAAGGUACGUUUCUAGUAUUCUAUUUAAGCGACAAGUUAAUAAAAUCUGUAAAAAGAUCCUUUGGAAGUAAAGAAUGCAACCAAGAAGAAUAAUAGCAGACU
Messenger RNA from Mercenaria mercenaria, 763 nucleotides. Its product is annotated as heat shock 70 kDa protein 12B-like. The transcript is spliced from 3 exons. NCBI's taxonomy places the organism in Eukaryota, Metazoa, Mollusca, Bivalvia, Venerida, Veneridae. The record is from RefSeq and is a predicted model, not a curated record. The coding region runs from base 161 to 586 and encodes 141 amino acids.